Molecule: messenger RNA, 4462 nt
Organism: Asterias rubens (European starfish)
Lineage: Eukaryota; Metazoa; Echinodermata; Asteroidea; Forcipulatida; Asteriidae
Product: protein SDA1 homolog
Exons: 18
Coding region: 115-2142 (675 amino acids)
Biological process (GO): ribosomal large subunit biogenesis; ribosomal large subunit export from nucleus
Cellular component (GO): nucleolus
Source: RefSeq, a predicted model, not a curated record
ACACACGUAAAUGAAUGCCAUACAAUUCCACGUGCGGAGCAUGCAAAAAUUGUUUUUAGUCUAAUUUAUUUUGGCAGGAUUCAAUAAGGAAUUCUGUCACUGAAAGAGGUCAAGAUGAGUGACAGAAAUAGAAAUCAACUUCCCAACAAUCUCCCGCAGUUGCAGAAUCUAAUCAAGAGGGACCCAGAGUCGUAUGUUGAAGAGUUUCUUCAACAGUUUCGCCACUAUGAGUCCAACUUACAGAUUUUCCAGUUGAAACCAACACAGAACUCCAAGAACCUCAUAGAGUUGAUCAUGUUCUUCUGUCAGAUAUCUCAAUGUUACCCCAAGGAGCUGGAAGAGUUUCCUCAGCAACUCAUUGAUCUACUGCAGAGACACAGUACAGUCUUGGACCCAGAGAUGAGAAUGACGUUUUGCAAGGGGCUGAUCCUGCUGCGCAAUAAGGGACUCAUUCAACCCACCAGUCUCCUUGGAUUGUUCUUUGAGUUACUGCGAUGCCAGGACAAGCUGCUACGUAAGAUGCUGUAUAUUCACAUCGUCAAUGAUAUUAAGAAACUCAACAAGAAGCAUAAAGACAACAAAGUCAAUACGACUCUUCAGAAUUUCAUGUACACAAUGCUGAGGGACAGUAAUGCAGCCGCUGGUAAGAUGUCUCUGGACAUCAUGGUUGAACUCUAUGGAAAAAACGUCUGGAGAGACACAAAAACAGUUAAUGUCAUCGUUACAGCAUGCUUCUCUAAGAUAACAAAGAUUGUUGUUGCUGCCCUGAAGUUCUUUUUAGGUUCAGAUGCUGAGGACAAAAAUGACAGCGACAGCGAGUCUGAUGAUGAGGCACCAACACCAAGAACACUUCUCAUGGCACAGCGAAUCAACAAGAAAACACGGAAGAGAAAGAAGAAGACUGACAAGGCACUCAGAAUUAUCAAGAAAGACAAGAAGAAGAACAAGCCGAUUGUCUUCAACUUCUCAGCACUUCACCUCAUUCAUGAUCCUCAAAAUUUUGCAGAGAAGCUUUUCAGGCAACUAGAAUCGUCCAAUGAGAGGUUUGAGGUCAAACUGAUGAUGAUGAACCUGGUCUCCCGAUUGGUCGGAAUCAAUCAGCUGUUCCUCUUCAACUUCUACCCGUUUCUGCAGCGUUUUGUACAACCACAUCAACGAGAGGUGACCAAGGUACUGCUGUUUGCUGCCCAGUCUACGCAUGAGCUAGUCCCACCAGACAUUAUCGAAACCAUGGUCAGGACGAUCGUCAAUAACUUUGUCACGGAGAGGAACUCCAAUGACGUCAUGGCUGUUGGUCUGAAUGCAGUGCGUGAAAUCUGCAGUCGAUGUCCACUGGCGAUGGGUGCAGACCUCCUUCAAGAUUUAGUGCAGUACAAAACAUAUCGCAACAAGGCAGUGGUUCAUGCUGCUAGGUCUCUUAUACAGCUCUUCCGAAGCAUUAAUCCUGAGAUGCUGCACAAGAGAGAUAGGGGCAAACCCACGGAGCAUAGCGUUGAGAUCAGGGCAAAGGAGUACGGUCAGUCAGUAGCCCAGGAUUUCAUUCCAGGCGCUGAGGUGCUGAAUGAAGAGACCCCAGAAGGAGACGGAGACGCUUCAGAUCAAAGUGAUUCUGAUUCUGAUGGGAGCUGGCACGACGUCGUUCAUUCCUCAGAUGAAGAAGGGGAAGCCCCAGAGUCCAAUCCUGCCGAGAGCUUAACGGCUGAGGAGAAGAAAGCCAAAGCCACUUCCAUAAGCCAGACUAGACUGCUGUCACAACAAGACUUCAAGGAUAUUAAGAUACACCAGCUUAGCAAGCAGAUGGAGGGGUCCAAGGGAAAAAAGAGGAAACAUAUAGAAAUCAGCGAAGAAAGUGGUGAUGUUCUCUCUCUGAAUAGAAUAGAAGGUAUUCAGAGUCGACCGAGGCACGACAGAGAGGCAAGAUUAGCUACUGUCAUGGCUGGGCGGGAGGGUAGAGAGAAAUUUGGCUCCAAGAAGGGUCGAAUGAACCCCAACGCCAGCACCACCAAUAAAGAGAAGAGCAAGAAGAAACCAUUCAUGAUGGUCAAACAGAAAUACAACAUCAAGUCCAAGACAAAGCGCUCCUUCAGAGACAAACAGAUUGCACUCAGGGAUUGCUUGAUAAAGAGAUCAAAGAGACGCUAAUCUCACAAAGAAUUCAAAAUCUCUCGGCUAUUAUUUUUAGCCAACUACAUCUUUUUCAGGAUUAUGAGAGAAGAAAUAUAAACAAUUAAUCUAUGUCUUUACAUUAUUAUGGUCCGAGCAUGUUCUUUUCAUGCUUCGUUGGGAGGGUUUUUACAUGUACAUAGAAUCCUCCAUAUACAAUGUUUUCAUGUUGAAUUUAUUUUUAGUCAAUUACGUCUUUUUUCAUGUUUUAUGAAAGAAGAAAUAUAAAACUUAAUCUGUGUUUACAUGCAUUAGUAUGGUCUGAGCACGUACUUUCAUGCUUUGUUGAAGGGUUUUAGGAAUGAUGUGUAGAAUCCUUCAUAAACAAUGUUUUUGUAUAGCUACAAAAACCAAUACCGUAAUUACCAAAAUACUCAAACAUGGCUGAUUUUGUAUCAAUUUCUUUGAGGCUUAUGCCUGUGAAAGAGUAGUUUUCAAUUAAAGAAAUGGUAGACAAUCUUGUGUUUUUGAGGCGACAUUAAUAAUGCUGUCUCUUGAUGUCUUGACUGUGAAAUUUGGAGGCAGAUGGCACUAUAGGUUUUCGCUGCAGCCAUUUUCAGCAGGUGUGGACUUUAUCAGUGAGUGUGGCAAUUUGCAGUUGGUGUGGCCGUUACGUUGGCACAAACUACCUGCCACUGUUGUGGUCUUCAAUGGGGUCAUUCAUGUCGCUUAUCGGGGACCAUUUGGUUGCCAGAAGAAUAUAUUUUAUUUCAGAUACAUUUACUUCAUGUCAACAUCAGUCAAUACAUUGUGCUAACAUUGUUCAGAAAAACAUAUACCAACUUGUAUAAAGGGAGACUGGAGCCAGUAAUGAACAAUAAAUAUAAAAUAGUUUUACAUUAACAUGUAAGAAAAGGAAGAUUUGUUUCCCUCUUCCCUAAAGACAAAGACAAUUUAAACAAUAUAUGUAUUAUAUUAUAAUUUACUCUCUCUUCCCACAUGUCUCAAAGCAAAUAAACUGAUCCAAUUAAAGUAAAAGUUCACUGUUCUGAUAUGUUUUGUCAAGACUGAAUCUUCAAAUUAAAUGAUGGAUGUUGACAACUUUGGUAGUUGUCAAAGAGCGUAUCGGCACUUCAUUUUGCCCAACAUACACAUGAAAUAACAAACCUGUGAAAGUUGAGUUAAAUCGGUCAUCAGAUGAACUAGAAAAUUAUUUGACCAUCUUCAUACCAUGUUAAAGUUGUGUGCAAAUCUGCAAACAUAUAUUUUUUUCGAUCUAACCAAUUUUGGGCACACCCUUUCCAAUUUCCCUACGCUCCGCACGUUGCUUUUACUGUCGAAAGCUGAUCACAACUAAACCCAGAAUCAUGGAAUCAAUUGCUUUGUUUCAGUAAAGAUUCAAACCCACAUCCUCAUGACAAAUACGUACUUCAGAACACACGUUUUUCAUGGCUCUCAGUAUUUCCAAAGAAUCAUUUUAACCAAGUCAUGACUGAGCUACAUGGUUGAGCAAGGCACUUAACCCUAAUUGCUGAAGCCCAGGUGUAUAAAUGAGAACCUGCGAGGGCCAAGACAGUUAUGUGUAAGACUAACCCCAUAGCUUGUAUGCUCCCAGAAAGUUUGAGGAAAAUUCAAAGAUGAACAGGGAUAAUGUUGUAAAGCACCGUGAUCCAGCCACUAGGAUACUUGCUUGUUAUUGGCACCACUUACUAACCUCGCUCGCAAAGUAAUUGCACCCUCAUUUUAAUCAAACCAAGUAUUGCAAAAUUAUUGUAGAGAACAGAACACAGCAAAUGAAUACGCAGGAGUCAUUUGUAUAGUUUACAUGUAUUUAAUGCAUGUUAAGACAACAUAAUGGUGACUUGUGUAUGUACAGUGCAAGUUACUUUUUUAGAAACAAAAUAAAUUUAUUCUUAAUUUAAAUUUGCAAAUCCCCUUGCCCGUUUUACAUUUUUUCCACAAAUAUCUAUUUUAGUUGUUAGUCAAAAUACAGCUGUCACAAAUCUAAGAGAUAAUGCAGCUUUUGUGUCAUUAGCUAAACCUUCUUCAGUACUGAGUGUAUAUGCGCAAGUACCAGUAUAACUUUUUUGUGGAUUAUCACUCGUGUUUUAUUUUAUUUGGGAAAUGCAUUUGCAAUAAAAACAUAUUCAUACAAAGCCCCCCAUGAGAGAAAAAUAAAAAAACUUAAUUUUAAGUAAAUCAUUUAACGGCAUAAUGCUAGCUUUUUAAGGUUGACCAAGUAAACUAGUUUUCUGAUGAGGUUAAAGCAUAUCAGCUGUGCAUCAGCUGUGCAAUUGUAGUUGGAAGUUUCUUGAUUCCUAAACCAUAAUAAAGGACUACCCCUGUCAGAGUAAAUGAA